AUGACAUGUUUUUGUUUUCUAGCUCGGGUAGGAAAACUGUUGUUGAAUUUCAUAAUGUUUAUGAUGUUCUACCUUAUGUACGUAAAAAUCUAUAGUAGAUCAAGUUAUUUAGCCUCGAGUGCGUGGAUUAUGCAUUGAGUGAAAUGGAGGAAUUCACUCAUAUAAAGGUAGAGGAGCUAACGAUAUUCGGAACUUUACCAACGGAAGAGAAAACUUCACUUGUGAGUUGCGAUCGGAGCUCCGGUGAUACGACUUUAUCGGAAGGUUCCGCCGAUGGAGCUUGUAUAAAGGAUGCAGUGUCUGAAUUCAGAACCAUGGAUUCUUGUGUCGAAUACAAAACAAUUGUGGAACCUGUGAUGCCUUUGGUGGCGGCUCCAAUUACGGAACAGCAAAGGAACUAUAAUCCACUUCAGGAUCCCGAGGCUCAACAGCUGACGUUGGAAGCGAUGUUGUGUAAAGCUGGUCUUGAUAAUUACGCUAAUGUUAUUAUACACAACCAUGGCAUCACGAAUAUUACGGAAUACAGUGAACUACAAGAGUGUGACUUGAAGCUAUUUUGUAAAGUUGCGCGUGAUCGGGUUUUGCUAAGGAAACUGCUAGCUAAUUUGAAAACGUUACAGAACGCAUCAGUGGAUGAAACGGAAAUAUCAGAAACAGGAAAUGAGGAUACAAUGGAAUUUUCAAAUUCUAGCUCAAAAACGUUUGAAAAUUUUUCUGAGUAUCUACGUGACAGAUCGGAAGGCAAAGCCAUAAUGAGGUACUAUGACGAGCAUGGUACCCUGACUAACGCACUACGAAACGAAAUGGUGAAAAUUAUUUUGAUGGAUGCAACUGCACAGGGCAUAGAGACGAAUUCGAAUUUUAACGAUUUCAUAAGCCAGAAAAUAGUGGCAACGUUUCCGAAUGAAAGCGCUGAGAUAUAUUACAAAAGUGGUCAUACGAUAGAAGGAACAAGAAAAGGCGCAACAGGAAAAUUACUCAAACGAAAGAGUCAAGUGCUUGAAGCACUCGGCAUAAGAAAACCAAAAAUCAAACGAACUGAUAAUCAAAUUCCAGCAGUAAUCACAGACGAGGAACAAUUAAAUGCCAGAACAUGGUUACUCGAUGGACGAUCCCCUAUCGAAACGGUUCGAGAAAAUUGGGAAGCAUGUUUCGAAUUACGCAGAAGCGACGUUGAGAAUGCCAAAGACACGGUGGAGGUUUUCCAACUUUACCCAAUUUUGAAAACACCAAAAUCAACGUUUCUAAUUGACCUUGAUUUCGAAAGGAUGCAUCCUGGAGCAACCAGUAAUUUUUAUGCGCGCUUUCCUCUAUUGCAUCAGAAACUGGAAACACACAUUCGCUGUGCAGUAUCAAAAGACAAAACUUAUUUACCGUUGCUUGAAGCGUACGAAACCUCAAUGGAUGGAGAUAAAAAAGACUACCUAUUAUGCAUGCUGCUUCCGCUAAUCCUACAAACUAAUUACAGAGUGAAAGGUAACUGGAAACCAUCUGUUAGAGAAACUCAAAAUAGUUUCAUCCUAGAAGUUGAGACUGCUGAUGACAUCGCGGAAAGAAUUGACGAACGGAUAAAUUUUCUAAAAGGGAAAUUCGACAACGUGUGCUUGCAGCCACAAAUAGUUGCAGUGGGAGCAACAAGAUCAGACACAGGAUUGUUCGUAAUCUUUGAAGGAACAGAAUACAUUGCCGAUAAUAUAUUGCAUGCUGUCUGCAUAUGUGUGCAAAUAUCUUGCGUGUUAAAUUUACAGUACGCACCAGAUUGUAAACCACUGUGGCUGUUUGUGCAAUCGUAUUUAUUCAAAAUAUCGGCAUCAAAUACAGAACUGCCAAAAAGCACUCGACAUCUGCUCGGAGUUAUUGACGAAGAGUGAUAUUUGUUUUACAUCCCGUUUUACUGUGUAAAAUAAUAAAAAC
Molecule: messenger RNA, 1914 nt
Organism: Wyeomyia smithii (pitcher-plant mosquito)
Lineage: Eukaryota; Metazoa; Arthropoda; Insecta; Diptera; Culicidae
Exons: 8
Coding region: 144-1871 (575 amino acids)
Source: RefSeq, a predicted model, not a curated record